Molecule: messenger RNA, 3628 nt
Organism: Drosophila kikkawai
Lineage: Eukaryota; Metazoa; Arthropoda; Insecta; Diptera; Drosophilidae
Gene: Cp110
Product: Centriolar coiled coil protein 110kDa
Biological process (GO): negative regulation of centriole elongation; centrosome duplication; ciliary basal body organization
Cellular component (GO): centriole
Molecular function (GO): protein binding
Source: RefSeq, a predicted model, not a curated record
UGACAGUGUGUUAUCGAGAGCUCUAGAAAGGGUUGUGUUCGUUUUUAAAAGUCUGUUUGAAUUGAAAAGGUCCCGUUUUGCUGUUCAGCAGGCUUCUGUUGCUACUCCCAAGUUCUGGCGCCAUUUCUAAGCCCUGCUUAAAGUGUCAUCGCUAGCGCUCUCAUCUCUAAUGGCAACAGAAACAUAGCAAAAACAUUGCAAACAACAUUUGAAAAUCCCCUUUUCCGUUUGAUUAGACUUUAGUUUUCAUUUGGUUUUCCGACACUCAACACUCACAUCUAUAAAUAUAUUGUCACCACACAUCCCCAUACAUUCCCAGCAAUGGAGACAACGUGUUCGGCGAUGUCGGAGCUGCUGUCGUUGACGAUGACAAUGCAGGGCGAGGCUGGAGAUAUCUGGAACAGCGGCAACAACACCAGCACCAGCAGUAGCGUUCGCCCCGAUGUGGGUCAGCCCUCGCUGUUCCGCCUGGACGGGCAGGUGAUUCUGCCGCCGCUGAUGACAAGCGCCAAGAAGCGAGAGGCCCAGCUGGCCCGCCAACGGGCCACGCAGCUGGAGGAGCAGCGGCAACACAACACUCGCCGCAGUCACAGCAUGGCCAGCCCGCGAAGCGGUCUGUCCCAGACGCAGACCUACAUCUAUGACAGCACCAGGCAGGGACAACAGCAGCAGCAGCAGCAGCGGCGGCGACCGCAAACUCUGGGCUUUGAUGUGCCCACCAUUCAGGUAAACCCACCAACGCCGCUGCUGCCGAUGCAGACACCCACGUUGCCCUUGUCUCCGGAACGUCGCCUGAAGCCAAACAAGAUCACCGAGCGGAUACAGCAGUUCGAGCAGACCGGCAUAGGUGGUCAUAUAGGUCAAAUCCUGCGCUCCAGCACUAGUCCUGCGCUGGCGGAAAAGCAGCUCAAGCCGCAGGUGGCCAAACCAACACCACCGCCAGAAACUGUGACCUUGCAGCGCUCUAGAAGCUUCACCCUGGAGGAGCCCUCGCCGGCUUUGGUUGAGAAUAUGCGAAGGCAAGGCUAUAGUCCUAAUUUCCAGCGUGAAACCAUCGAGUCACAGGCCAAGCGAGUGGUGCGCCAGCCCAGUCCAACCAAUCCAAAUCCCAACACGAGCAACUCUCGAAAGGUUGAAGAACGCGAGCGUGAAAUCGAGCGAAUGAUUGAGCUGGUAAUGAACAAAUACGGUCUGGUGGAGGCCAGAAGGCGUGGCUGGGUUCGUCAGUAUUUGCGCGGCCAUCGUGAGCCCAUGGAUAGGCUGAUGGAGUACCAGGAGACGGAGCGUCGGCGCAUGCAGGCUGCCUUCGAGGAGCAGCAGCGUCAGCUUAUCGAACAGCUGUGCGCCCAGUUGGAGAAUCCCGAGAGGACCACCACCACCUGCAGCAGCAGCAGUAGGCACAGUGACGACAGCAGCAGUAGCAACAGCAGCACCGCCUCGUCCGCCACCACAGCUUCGACCAGCCGAACCAUUACCCUCAGCACAGCCUCGCCGCGUCACUGCCAUGAAUUGGAUGGGUUCCUAGCUGCAAAUUCCGCUCCACCAGCUUCUGCGGCCCGUAAGUGCCUCUUUAGCCCGCAUCCUGGUUCCUCCCUGGGCUAUGAGUCGGAGCCGCAGCUUCUGGGCGAGAGCAGUACCGCUCCAAGCACGCCGCGUUCAUUGCCGCUAAGGAAUAGCAGUCUCACGAAUAGCAGGCGGCAGGCCACUGGAGGAGCUUCUGGAGCUGCUGGUGCUGCCACGAAAUCAGCUCCUGGAAGACGCUCUCAAUCAAAGGCAAGCGGAUCCACAAAGUCUAUGUUAUCGGCGAGAGGAGGAGCGGGAGCAACUGGUGCUGGAGCUAACGCUAACCGUAGAAAGACCUCCUCCACUAUGGCCAGUCCAAAGAAGAGUUUUCCGGGGAAAGUCGUCACUCCGCCGGCUCAAAAGAGGGGAGUCAUCAAAAAUAAGCAGCUCAAGCCGCAGGUGGCCAAACCAACACCACCGCCAGAAACUGUGACCUUGCAGCGCUCUAGAAGCUUCACCCUGGAGGAGCCCUCGCCGGCUUUGGUUGAGAAUAUGCGAAGGCAAGGCUAUAGUCCUAAUUUCCAGCGUGAAACCAUCGAGUCACAGGCCAAGCGAGUGGUGCGCCAGCCCAGUCCAACCAAUCCAAAUCCCAACACGAGCAACUCUCGAAAGGUUGAAGAACGCGAGCGUGAAAUCGAGCGAAUGAUUGAGCUGGUAAUGAACAAAUACGGUCUGGUGGAGGCCAGAAGGCGUGGCUGGGUUCGUCAGUAUUUGCGCGGCCAUCGUGAGCCCAUGGAUAGGCUGAUGGAGUACCAGGAGACGGAGCGUCGGCGCAUGCAGGCUGCCUUCGAGGAGCAGCAGCGUCAGCUUAUCGAACAGCUGUGCGCCCAGUUGGAGAAUCCCGAGAGGACCACCACCACCUGCAGCAGCAGCAGUAGGCACAGUGACGACAGCAGCAGUAGCAACAGCAGCACCGCCUCGUCCGCCACCACAGCUUCGACCAGCCGAACCAUUACCCUCAGCACAGCCUCGCCGCGUCACUGCCAUGAAUUGGAUGGGUUCCUAGCUGCAAAUUCCGCUCCACCAGCUUCUGCGGCCCGUAAGUGCCUCUUUAGCCCGCAUCCUGGUUCCUCCCUGGGCUAUGAGUCGGAGCCGCAGCUUCUGGGCGAGAGCAGUACCGCUCCAAGCACGCCGCGUUCAUUGCCGCUAAGGAAUAGCAGUCUCACGAAUAGCAGGCGGCAGGCCACUGGAGGAGCUUCUGGAGCUGCUGGUGCUGCCACGAAAUCAGCUCCUGGAAGACGCUCUCAAUCAAAGGCAAGCGGAUCCACAAAGUCUAUGUUAUCGGCGAGAGGAGGAGCGGGAGCAACUGGUGCUGGAGCUAACGCUAACCGUAGAAAGACCUCCUCCACUAUGGCCAGUCCAAAGAAGAGUUUUCCGGGGAAAGUCGUCACUCCGCCGGCUCAAAAGAGGGGAGUCAUCAAAAAUAAACCGGAAAUUCCGCAGGAACAAAGAGAUAAUCUCGAGCUGGAUCUCGUCCAGGAGCAACGCGAGUGGGCAGCCACGCGGAUUAAUGCCGCUGUAAGGGGCUAUCUGCUGCGUCGCCUCUUUAAAACGGAACAAGUCCAGCGGAUUGUGCAGACCAUCCGGGAUACAUUGAUCUUUGUGUUGAAUUUGCACCUGGAGACUCGUGGCAAGGAUCUGGAGGCGGAGGAGCCGGGUAAUCUGCGCCUCAAGGCGCGAUUGCUGCAGCAGCUCUGCUCGGCCAGCCGCACUCUGCAUCUGAUAUUUUUCCAGACGAGCACCAGGGAGCGCAUGGAGAUCAUCUCCAGGGAUCGCAAGCGAAAGAAGCUUAUCGCAUUGAGCCCCAAACGUCGCUGAUCGAGAUUACUAAGUAUGUUCGGCUUUAAUGAGGUGUAGAGUCAUAGAAAAAAAAGAUUACAUUUAAGGAGAGACUCUUGGCCUUAUAGGGAUAGUUCUCUGUCCAGUUGUAUAAAUUUAUAGCUUGCUUUUAAAGAUCAAGUCUUAUAGGACAAAGAAACUAGGAAGAAUCUAAGCUUUGGUAUUACAAAAUGAAAAGUAUUUUUAACUAUUUUGAAAAGGAAAUAAAUAAAUUUAUAAAACUCUA